Musca domestica (house fly) is the source of this 2342-nucleotide messenger RNA. Its product is annotated as rab GTPase-binding effector protein 1. NCBI's taxonomy places the organism in Eukaryota, Metazoa, Arthropoda, Insecta, Diptera, Muscidae. Bases 66 to 1985 code for a protein of 639 amino acids. The transcript has 8 exons. Gene Ontology annotation, cellular component: intracellular membrane-bounded organelle. The record is from RefSeq and is a predicted model, not a curated record. Gene Ontology annotation, molecular function: GTPase activator activity; metal ion binding; growth factor activity. Gene Ontology annotation, biological process: endocytosis.
AAUUAGAAUAUAUUUUCCAAUUUUUCCUGCUCAGAUAGUUUCUUUUUUGCAUAAAAUCCAAUAAAAUGGAAGAAAAUGAACCGAAAAUAAAUAAAAAUACUGCAACCGGUGAGCUGCAAGGCCAAGGAUCAUCGCAAGCGGCGAUUACACAACCAAUUGACAGCGGUACAUCAGACAUGGUGCCGAGAACGCAACUAUUGGAACUGCAGGAGGAGAAUCGUAAGAUGUUAAAUAACUUCAAUGCCCAACGGGCCAAACUGAAGGAGUUGUUUGUGCAAAAGGAACAAGAGCUGAAUGCACUGAAAUCGAAGUUGACGGUGAUGGAAAUUAAGGCCCAAGAGGAGAUAUCUUCACUGCAACAAUUGGUGCAAGAAACCGUCGAGGAGUCUGCCAUCUGCAAAUCAGAAUUAGAACUUCUGAAACAGGAGAAUCAACAUAUUCUACAGGAAAAUCGGCAAUUACAAGAAAGUUUGCAUUCAGCCUCAACGUCAACGUCUCAGGAACUUAGUAGCUUGGCACCCCAAGUCCUGAACCAAGUGAAGAAGACCAUAGCACGAAUAGGUAAAAGUGGUGAUCCUCACAAUCCUUCGACUGGUGAUACGGCAACAGAUGAUGCCAACAAAAGCAAAAACGAGGGUAAAUAUAGCCAAGAAGAUUCCGAAGUGCUUGGAUCAAUUGUAACUCAGUUGCAAGAAGAAAUGAAGGCAUUAAAGGAAAAACUAAGAGAGGCUGAUGAAAAACUACACACCACCAACACAAGCAUUCUGGGCGAAGAUGACCCAGCGAACACAACUAAACCCCUAUCUCCUGUGACAUGUGAAAACUGCAACGCUUUGGAAAAAGAUAUUGAAAUUCUUAAAACCAAUGAGGCUGCUAAAAAUGAGAAAUUGGAAAAACUUAAAAAACAAUUGGAAGAAAUCCAAAAGGAGUUGGAAAAAGAGGCUGAGUUGAGGGCAGUUCUUGAAAAUCAAUGGCAAGAGAAACGAGAGGCCCACAAAAACGAGGUGCAUGUGCUAAGGGAACAGGUCACCUCCAAUGAACAACAGCUAUUGGAAUUACAACAGAAAUUCUUGGAAACCAAAGACGAAGUCUCCCGCCAGCUACAGCGCCUCGACGAAGAACGGGAAAAAGUCAAUAAACAUUUGGAAUUGUUACAGGCCGAUAAUGAUUUCCUCUCUGGUCGUUAUUUAGCCACGGCCGAGGAGAUUGAAAGUCAAUACAUUAAUUUACCAAACAACGUUGAAGAGUUACAGGAAAUAAUUCUAAGGCAGCAACAAGAUUUGAUACAGGCUCGCUUGGGUUGUGAUUAUGAGAAGAAACGUUGUGUAACGUCCCUGGAUGAAAUACAAAUAUUGCGUGAUCAAUUGGAGGCGAGCAACAGUGAAAGGACUGCAUACAAAAAGAAGGUGCAAACGGAGAUACGCUCAUUACAGGAUCGCAUUACCCAACACAUGAUGACCCUGCAAAAUUGUGAAUCAGCCAAAGUGGCCUUGGAGCGCAAGGAGGCCGAACAAAAUCGUCAAAUAUCAGCGUUUAGAGUGGAGAUAAUUGAAUUAAAUGAUCAGAAUGAAAAAUUAACCAAAUCUCUGGCCGAUGCCAAGACAAAAAUCAAAAAUCUCCAAGAUGAUCUGGCCACCAGUGAAGAAGUACAAAAAGAUUUUGUUCAAUUGUCCCAGACGCUGCAGAUGAACUUGGAACAGUUGCGACAUUCCGACUCGGAGGUACGCUGGCAAGACGAUGAUGAUGUCUCCAAUUGUCCGGCAUGCAAAAGCUAUUUUACUGUGACCGUUCGCAAAAUCCAUUGUCGUCAUUGUGGCCAUAUCUACUGUGAUAAGUGUAUAACCAAAACGGUGCAAUCCGGGCCACGUAAGCGACCGGCCCGUGUGUGUGACAUUUGCCAUACAUUGCUGAAACCGCAUAUAGCUCCAUAUUUUAGUCAAGAAUCGGCGGUGCAAUCACAACAGGCGGCCUCCAAUAACACCUAGUGGACGUAAGGUGGUGUUGGCACGUUAGCACGUCAAACUCAUUUUCUAAUUUUAUGUGGGGGAUUUUAGUUGGAGUUUUAAUGAAUUUAAGCAAAGAAUUGGGGAUUGUUUUCGUAAAUUCCUGUAUUUUAAACAUAUGUAUGUCAUAGAAACUUUUAACUUUGUAAAAGUUAAAAUAUUUUUUUUCUUCUAAAAACAAAAAUUCUGAGAUAUUCAUUUUUUUUACAAUUUAAAGCCAAAUUUAUUUAAAAAGAAAUUGAAAAAAAAAAGAAAAACAAUAUGUUUCUAGUUAUAAUUUUAGGAAAGUUUAUACUAUUCGUCGUUUAAGCUUCAAAUAAAAAAAGGAUAUGAUCUGUU